AUGCGUUGUGUCUCCAAGCUCCUAGCCAUUGCGGCAGUGGGCGCUCUUCAGACGAAUGCUAUGGAAGCUUCGAUUUUUAAAUUCACGCCGGGUUCAUUAACGGAUUCGGGCUCUACAGCCGUAUCCGAGGACUUUGCACGACUUGCUCUGAAACUCCGUAUGGAGUCCUCUCUAGCAUCGGCUCUCGGGACCACGGAAACUAAUUUGGACCACCUGGACCAAUUUGCCGAUCCAAACCAAAUAUCUUUAUUUGGUAGCAAUCAUCAAGCCCCGGAGAAAAGUCUGAUAAUCAUUGAGGGGUUCAAUGAGGCCAUGGGGUUGACUAUGCGCCAGAGAUAUACAUCAAACCUGUUUAUUCCCAAGGCUACAUACAACUUGAUCGACGAACCCUUCGCGUCACUCGAAUAUAACAAUGGCGGCGAAAAACACUGCUUGUAUGACGGGGGCGCCAGCAGAGCGAACCCAGCCGGUAUCCAUUCUGCUAGGGAGUGUCUCACCAGAGACCCCAUCCUUUCUGCCUCGCAGAACCUCUUCGACUCCGACGUUCUUGAUGUGAUACAUUCGGCAGAAACAAGGGCGACCAAGGAUCAAAAAACCAUCAUUUCUCGGUUAUCAUUCAAGGCAGAAUCUGGCGACGGCAUUCUUGAUCUCAAACCACUGGAAUCCAUUUUCGAGGGGGUAACCAGUCUCUUAUCCACAGACGGUCGGCAAGCAACCAUUGUACUCCUUACUACCUCAAAGAAUGAUUCAAAGAUGCCUAGGCAGGUUUUACAGCGGGACACACAAGCAUAUGGUGAAUCCGCUCCCAUCGGGGUACAACAUGAGCGGAGGUCUGUCCAAGACGUACCUCUACAUUCGAACCUUGCCCCUGUUUGCCAAGCUUCGAACUCUUCUUGUGCUGAAGCAACUGAAAAUUGCUCCGGACAUGGGUAUUGCUACCUGAAAUAUGGAUCCGGCACUGAAGGCAGUACUGGCAAUUGUUAUGCAUGCCGUUGCCAACAGACCACAGUCAAAAAGAGUGAUGGCACCGUGCAAAAGAUUCAGUGGGGUGGGCCAGCAUGCCAGAAACAAGAUAUCAGCUCACCGUUUUUCUUAAUAGCUGGCGUGAGUGUCUUUGCUAUUCUCGCGGUGAGCAGCGCGAUUGGAAUGCUUUUCAGCAUGGGCCAGCAAGAGCUGCCCAGCGUGAUUGGAGCUGGCGUGGGUGGGUCUAAACUACAGACAUAG
Molecule: messenger RNA, 1224 nt
Organism: Penicillium angulare
Lineage: Eukaryota; Fungi; Ascomycota; Eurotiomycetes; Eurotiales; Aspergillaceae
Product: DUF3844 domain-containing protein
Exons: 4
Coding region: 1-1224 (407 amino acids)
Cellular component (GO): endoplasmic reticulum
Source: RefSeq, a predicted model, not a curated record